Sordaria macrospora k-hell is the source of this 579-nucleotide messenger RNA. RefSeq lists its product as uncharacterized. The record is from RefSeq and is a predicted model, not a curated record. NCBI's taxonomy places the organism in Eukaryota, Fungi, Ascomycota, Sordariomycetes, Sordariales, Sordariaceae.
AUGACGACUCCAGGUCUUUAUGGAUCUCAAAGUGAGAGCCACCAACAACAUCUAGCUACAUCGUCCACAUUGGUUGCACCACCUUCAUCUCCUCGGGCCCUUCUCCGACCCCAACCUAAGCCACCAACCCCUCUCCCGCCACAAACCACCAGGAGCAAAUCUGUUCCCCUGACAUCAACAACGUCAAAAACACCAAUUGCCACCACCAAGAGGCCACCCAAGCCAACUUUCUCCAAAAUCUCCUCCCUCUACCAAUACACCUGGGAGCGCAUUGACGACCUCAAGCUGAUCACCGGCGCCCUUUGCGAGAGGUUGAUUGCGCUAGAAGACACGGUGGCGACACUGGACGAAGAGGACAGUAUGGAAAUCUUCACGAAAAAGGCUUUCGAUAUGGCGACAGAGGGCCAGCUCAUAGCGAUGAUUGCGGAGCAGUUCAAGGAGACUGGGUCGUUGAUGGCGGAUAGGGCGAUGAGUGUGGGUUUGGUUGAUGUUGAUUGGGAUGGGAAUGGGAACGGGAACGGAAAGGCCAAUGGGAACGUGGAUGGGAAGGGGGAUGGGAGUGGUAAAGCAGAGAAAUAG